This is a messenger RNA of Entamoeba invadens IP1, 537 nucleotides long. RefSeq lists its product as hypothetical. The transcript has a single exon. The record is from RefSeq and is a predicted model, not a curated record. The coding region runs from base 1 to 537 and encodes 178 amino acids. Lineage: Eukaryota; Evosea; Mastigamoebida; Endamoebidae.
AUGGAAGUGCUUGGGGAGUAUACGUCGCUUAUUGAAAAUUGGACACGUCUCCGAGUGAAAGAAAUCUUAUAUGACUCUUACAAAGAAGAUAUGACACCAAAGGAGAUCGACGAGAAAAUAGUCUUUCACCGCCAAGUUAUUCUUUUGGUACAAACAGAAACCCACUUGUUUGGUUCGUUCAUUGGAACGGUUAUCCCACACCCAGAAGAAACACGUUCGACGGCAAUAGAAAGCGAUUCAAAACACUUCAUCUUUUCACUGCAAAAUAAAUUGAACCGACCAAUGCGAUUUGAACCGGGAUUCAACGAAGAGUUCACUUCACUGUUUGUGUAUGGUCUUUUCAAUAAGAGAAAUGUGGUGUCGUGCCCAAACGCGUUUUUCAUUAAUGUUGGUACCAACUCGUAUGUCACUAAGAAGUGUUUUGAUUACUACUUGGACCCAGAAAACGUCGGAGCAGAAAUCUUUGCCGAUACAGUUCUUCCAAAAAGAUUUGCUGUCAAGCGACUUCUAUUCAUUCAAAUGACUGAUGAAGAAUAA